Molecule: messenger RNA, 600 nt
Organism: Camelina sativa (false flax)
Lineage: Eukaryota; Viridiplantae; Streptophyta; Magnoliopsida; Brassicales; Brassicaceae
Source: RefSeq, a predicted model, not a curated record
AUGUCUACAUCCAUUGUACAAGUUGGAUAUCGAUAUGAAAGCAUCAGAGCGACAGUAGCUAGAAAUGACAGCGACAUUAGUGAUCAUGUGCGGAUAUUCCUGUCUAAUGACGAAAACAGGAACAAAAUCAUCGGUCUGGAUACAGAACGAUCGGUUUUACAAUGUGGCAUAGAUUACCCUCCGGAGAGCAGACUCGUGGUUCUCCAGCUCUGUGAUGGCCAGAAUUGCCUAAUAAUCCCGGUUCGUUAUGUAUGUGGUAAUAAGCUUCCCGUUUCUCUCACCAAUAUCCUCAAUCUCCCAGAAUACACUUUCAUGGGUGUAGGUAUUAGUAAGGCUUUGGAAAUGCUGAAGAGCGAGUGUGGUUUGACCUGCAAGAAUGCCGUUGAUAUCGGUCCUUCGUCGUGGACCUUGUUGAGCAAGUCUCUUGGUAAAAUAAAACGUAAAUCCCAGGAAUACUUGUCGUUUAGGGAACCAAUACCAGAAGCUAUUUAUGAAGAUUGGGACAGUGGAAGUCUUAGCGAGAAUCAGAUCAAGCUUGCAACAGCAAAUGCUCACUUGGCUUUCGAAGUUGAGAAUAUGAUCUUAGAAAAUACCUAUUGA